Olea europaea var. sylvestris is the source of this 1223-nucleotide messenger RNA. RefSeq lists its product as uncharacterized. Gene Ontology annotation, molecular function: protein dimerization activity; catalytic activity. Bases 57 to 1223 code for a protein of 388 amino acids. The transcript has 7 exons. Gene Ontology annotation, biological process: nucleoside metabolic process. Lineage: Eukaryota; Viridiplantae; Streptophyta; Magnoliopsida; Lamiales; Oleaceae. The record is from RefSeq and is a predicted model, not a curated record.
AUUCUAUAUAUUCUACAUUUCUUGAGAAGUUUCAGUAGCUUGAGUUUGAAGAAGAGAUGCCUAUAGUUGUGAGAAUUCUGUCGUUGGGAUGGGCUAUCAUGAUGAUUAUGAGUAUUGCAAAUGUAGCAGAUGGAGCAAUUCCUAAUGAUUUGCUGGAAAAGAUUUCUAUAAUAAACAAAGAUGGUCCUUACUUGGGUAUUGUAGUGCCCAACAGUUUUGAGAUGAACCCUCUUCUCCAAUCUUCAAGUUUUGUUCCUCAUCCCAUGCUUUCCUACUUGGAUUUUGCAGGAAGAAGAUUUCGACUUGGAACUUUGGAAAGUCGAAAAGUUAUAAUUGUCAUGUCCGGACUCAGCAUGCUUAAUGCAGGCUUAGUAACACAGUUGCUGCUUAGUAUAUUCGAGAUUGAAGGAGUAGUUCACUUUGGAAUAGCAGGAAAUGCAAAUCCUAACUUACAAAUAGGAGAUGUUACUAUCCCUCAUUACUGGGCUCAUUCAAGCCUUUGGAAUUGGCAGAGGUUUGGAGAUGGGCCUGAUGAUGAACUUGCAUUUGAAUCUAAUGGAGACUAUACAAGAAAAAUCGGUUAUCUUAAUUUCUCUCAAUAUGAAAAUGGCACAAAAAAUGGGAAUUAUUCAGACAACCUUCUCAACAAUGUGUGGUAUCAACCGGAAGAGAUAUUUUCCAUUGAUGGACAACCUGAGAUUAGACAGCAUGCCUUUUGGGUUCCUGUUGACAAGCUGUACUUUUCACUUGCAGAGUAUGAACGACAUUGGCCAGUUAUAUCUGCAAUAGCAAAAGAUCUGCUGACACCUCCGAUUAGCACUGUUAUUUCGGAGUCUGCUUUUAGUGCGGGUCUAGGAGAGAUGAAGCCUACCUCAGUGGUCCUUCAGUUAGCUAACAGGUCCACCAUAAGACCUAGGAGAGUAGUUGAGGAUGUACUAGCUCAAGUUGAUAAAUUUCACUACCCAAUUGAUUUCUUGGUACUAGAUGUGAACGUUGAGGGGGAAGUAUCUGCAAAAAUUGAUUAUGAUCCUUUGAACUCCUUCGUCCUGAACUCUGAAAUUUUAAUUGGUUCUGACAUUGAUGAAUAUGCUAACAUUUGUGUUGUUUUCUUGCAAAAUUGCAGGACCAUAGGACUUCGUCAUGACAACCCAAGUUUGAAGAAUUGUCCGAAAGGACUGGAGGACAAAAACCAUCAAGCAUUGAGAGCCUUAAGCCGGAAUUGA